Messenger RNA from Brassicogethes aeneus, 2721 nucleotides. NCBI's taxonomy places the organism in Eukaryota, Metazoa, Arthropoda, Insecta, Coleoptera, Nitidulidae. The record is from the annotation of a GenBank genome assembly.
AUGGAGUCGGUUAUGGAUUCAGUCGAGACUAUAUUACAUAAAAUUGAUUCAGACCUUUAUAUACCAAAAAAUAUUCGACAAUUAUUAAUCUACCAAGGCUUUGAUAAUUUAGAAGGCAUCUCUUUAAUGAACGAUCAAGACAUUUGUGAUAUGGAAUGCUUCGCACAGAAGGUCCUACCUAAGCUAAUGAUGAAAAAAUCAUCCGAAGAAAAGUUAGAUAUUUAUGGUAUUUACGCUGAAAAUACGGAAUUGUUUCAAAUACCACCCGGUCACAAAAAGCUAUUACAGUCUUUUUCUGAAGCUUGCAAAAUUUAUAAAGCAAGUCAAAGAAAACCUCUCAAAAGAAAAAAAGAAAAUAUAAACGGUUGCGAUAAAUGCAAGUGUACCUGUAAAAAUGAAAAAAGAAAUAAAGUUGAUAAACAAAAUCUGAAAACUCAAAAUGAUGCAUUAGGAAACAUCUCGGGCAUAGACGAUCAACUUAGAGCCAAGAAAAAUAUUAUAGAUCACUUAAAGCGACUGUCUCAAGAAUAUGUUAAAAAAUUGUACUCUUCUUUGGGAAAAGAACAAAAUCUUAAUACUGAAGACAUUGUUGUAAAUAUACUGGGGGAAGGUCCUACAUUUUCUUUUGCAACAGUUCGUUGCCCAAUUCCGAAAUGUGGUUUUGAAUACAAAGUAUCUUCAUCUGAUGGACGGUACGGUAAAAAGUGGAUUUUGUCUAAUUUCAAUAAACAUCUUAAGACUCAUUUUAAAUCCGAAAUGAAUGAACAAUUACUGAGACCAUCAAAGGGUUCUACAAAUUCAUCAUUGCUCAAUUUCCUUGAGGGCGGAGGUGACUUAGAGGGGGAAACUCGGGCGGGCACCUCCGCGUUAUAUUCAAAGCUGCAAGCAACACCUAAACAAAGCUUCAAUCAUCGCUUUAACGAAAAUCCUAGGAGUCGUCAUCAACGUAACCGUAGGAUGUUGAAUACUGUUGCUUUGCAUCAAAAUCAAACAAAAUUGUCUGAUUUUUACUCAGUCUUUAAGAAUGUUCAAAUGUAUUUGGAAAGAGACUCUACAAUGAGACAGAAUUUGUUGCAACAUUCUAAGCAAUACAUUGACCAGAUUACUUUUACGGCUGAUGAACGUACUAAUAAAAGUAAGGGGUUGCUGAAUAUCUUAAAGGAACAUGCACUUAAAAACAGCGAAGUAAAAUUACAUGGAAAUAGAUUUGAUGAACCAUUAAAAUUGUUUGGUCUGUAUAUUUUUAUUAUUGGAGGAAGACUGUUAUAUGAAACUCUUUAUCAAAAUUUGAGAUGUUCCUUGCCUUCUAUAACAACAAUCAAUAAAACUUUAGAUGAAUGCCAAAAAAUUAAGGAAGGUCAACUUAGAUUUUCUGAAUUAAAGACUUACUUAGUUAAGAGAAAUCUGCCACUAAAGGUUUUUAUAAGUGAAGAUCAGACUGCCAUUUUGAGAAGAAUUCAGUACGAUCCAAAAACAAAUGAGAUGACUGGAUUCUUGUUACCUCUGUCUGAAAAUACUGGUUUCCCAAUAACUGGAAAAUACGUUGUAAAUACUUUGUCCGAUAUUGAAAUAGCAUUGAAGGAGGGAACCAUAAGCAACAAUGCUUAUGUAUUUAUGGCACAGCCUUUGGCUGAACAUACCCCUGGAUUUUGUUUAGGAAUAUUUGGAACUGACAAUAGAUUCAACUAUAAAGACGUCCUAAAAAGAUGGAAUCACAUAGUUAAUGAGGCAGGAAAAGAAGGAAUACUCAUUGAAGGAUUUUCUUCGGAUGGAGACCCAAAAUGCUUAAAAUCAAUGCGAAUAUGGUCAAAUGUGGGACAUUCAAAUCACGAGACGAAGAAACAAGAUGGAUGUGAAUGUCCUUAUGAGUCUUAUUUUAAGGUAGGUGAUAAAUUUUGUUUCCCGAGAGAGGAUAAUAAACGAUUAGGCGGUAAAAGAAAUACUACUGAACAUCCAAAGAAAUUACCAUCCUCGGCUGAAAUCAAAGAAGUUAUAGAAUCUGCAAAAAAUAACGCAUUACAAGAAUUGACUGCGUUGGGAAUCUCUUUCUUGGAAUCUAGGGAGGACUUAAAUCGAGGCUUAAAUGAAAACCAGUCAAUGAAUUCGCCGGAAAAAGUUUUUCAAACCAUUUCCGUAUCAGUUUUGAAAGACAAUGAGAAAAAUGAAGACAAAGAUGAAAAAAAUAAAAGUGACUCGGAAAGUGACUUGGAGAAGAAUAUCGAAUUUGGAGAAAUGGAAGUGUCUGAUCAGGAAAAUAUUGAAGAACCGGAUACAGCUGAAAAAUCUACAUUAUUUUCGACAUUUGAUAAUUUAUACCUAAAGGACUAUUCCCAGCAUGACUUACAAAUCAUAAAAGAACAAGAAACAAAAUCAAAGCUGGACACUAAACCGAGCACCAAACUAAAAAAUGCUAAAAAUAGAACUACAAAAAUUACCAAAAAUGAAAGUGACCUUUCAUCGAUGUCUUCGGAGUCAUCAGAAGUAGAUGAUGAUGUGGAGUAUGCAAGCGAAAGUGAGACCUUAAGUGAAACGUUUUCGGAUACAGAGAUCGACUCAAUACCUGCAUCAAACGAGGAUAAAGGCAACUUUUCGGGCAACUUUAUAAAAGUUAAAAAUGAAGAAUAUUAUUGUGUAUAUUACGACAAUAGCUGGUAUAUCGGUAGAGUAAUUACACGUAUUGAUGAAAACACAUCAAAAAUUAAGUUUUUGAAUCUUAUUUAG